UGCUGAACCCCCCCGCGCUGCAUCGCUUACAAGAGAGCAUUGAGUCCGCUGGUCGGUCUGACGCGUCUCGGACAGCCCAAAAUCGGCUGUUCUUCCAUGGGUGGAGAUCAUAUCUUAAAGAAGCACGGACUUGAUCUCUCGCGAUUACACGUUAACCCCGGGAAAGUGUUUUUAUGAGAUAAGAGUGUGCCCUCUUCUGCAAACAGCCAUCUAUACUCAUGAGUUCGACUACUAUUGACGACAGAGACAGCUCUGUGUCCCGUAUUGGCACCUGGAUCGAUGGGGGCACUUCACACGAGUACGAUAGUACAGUGUCCAGCUCCAAGACAACCGGAGACCAUCUUACAGUCACUUUCACUGGAACUCAAAUCGCAGUUUAUGGAACUUACGACUCUAGCUCUUCUGGAGUUAUCACGUCGUACGCUAUCGACGGUGGUAAUGCGACACGAGUUACAUCUUCGUCUGGUGACGGAGAUAUCUACCACGCAAUGUUUUGGCAGUCGGAUUCAUUGGGGCUCGAGCAGCACGAACUAAUUGUGACGAUGGUGCACGUCAAUACAGGCUACGGCGAUCUUGAAGGGACUGUGUGGUUCGAUUAUUUCAAUGUCUACAAUGAAACGACUUCAGCAUCAGCUUCCUCAUUCGCCGGUUUCGCAACACCUUCAUCGUCAACUUCUAGUCCUACGGCAAACUCCCCUGAUGCUGCCGCUUCCCUUGCUUCCUCUGAUUCCUCAUCAGCCAACAUUGGCGCCAUUGUUGGAGGCAUUGUCGGAGGUGUCUUUGUUUUUUUGGUCGUCGCCGUUGUAUUUGUAUGGUAUCGGUCUAGGCAAAAGCGACGGGAGGUGCGUGCCCGCGCAAUCGGCAAUCCUCCGCCACCAUUUCCGGGUUCUAACGGUCCAAGACCUCCGCUUCUUACUUCUGGUGCCGCAGAACCCUUUAUACCGACGAGACAAAUACCGGUCUUCCCUGUUGUCUCGUACAGGGAUGGUGCUAGAGACAGCGUGGAUACGUCGUCUUUCACAGAACCCAUCUUUGCUGGUCCCACUUCUAGCGUGUCUUCCAAGUUGUCACACCACCAGACGGUUUUGUCAUAUGUACCGGCAGCGCCAGGGUCAUCGACAGCGCCGGUGUCAUCCUCGUCCGCUAGUCGGUUUGGCGGUGAUAGCGUAGCGGAGAUGAAGCAACGCCAAGGGGAGGCCGUGGCUGGAUAUUUCGAACCUAUCCAGCAUGUCGACAGUGGGGUUCGCACACGUCCGCAACCAGAAGAUGAUUUGCCCCCAGUCUACAGUGCUAAUUAGCUGCUUCACUUACGCCUUUGCGUUACUCGUGAACUAUUUUUGGCUUGGCCUUACAUAUCAGCGACACCUUCACGCCACCACCUUGUUGCUUUCUACUUUGUGUACUAUUUCUUGGGUAUAUUAUUGGCAAGUAGACGUUCUAUGCCUUCUUGUACACUACAAUUUGAGCCUUGCCGUCGUAAAAAUGGAUCAUUUCACAUGAGUUUCUAUACUCAGUGAAUCGGGUUAACUUUUGUUUCUACGUUUUCUAAUAUUACGAUGUAACUGAAUAUGAAUAUCUGUCUUCAUG
Molecule: messenger RNA, 1587 nt
Organism: Guyanagaster necrorhizus
Lineage: Eukaryota; Fungi; Basidiomycota; Agaricomycetes; Agaricales; Physalacriaceae
Exons: 5
Coding region: 219-1298 (359 amino acids)
Source: RefSeq, a predicted model, not a curated record